Messenger RNA from Diaporthe citri, 402 nucleotides. RefSeq lists its product as uncharacterized. NCBI's taxonomy places the organism in Eukaryota, Fungi, Ascomycota, Sordariomycetes, Diaporthales, Diaporthaceae. The record is from RefSeq and is a predicted model, not a curated record. The transcript is spliced from 2 exons. Bases 1 to 402 code for a protein of 133 amino acids.
AUGUAUGUCCUCGAGGUUCCCGGCCACCACCACGCCAGCUGGGGCACAGACUCCAACCCCGAGGAGGUGCGGCACGAGCUACUCAACAACCCCACCACCUACGGGCUCGUCUUGACGAUAGCCAUAAUCUCCUUCGCCAUCUUGAUGGUGCGCAUCAUUGACUGCCUCCGACCCUGCAUCGCGCCUGACGACGUCCGCUGGGAGGAGGAAGAGGACGAGGAGGCGCAGCCCUGGGACCUCACCCUCACGGCGGACGGUGACCUGCUCGACAACAACGGGUCCGGCGGGCGGUCUCGCCGGUACGGGACGUUUUACACGGAUAAUGGUUCCUGGUAUAACGCUGACGGAACGGAAAUGAGCUAUCACGAAUGGAUCGAGGCCGUCUAUGAUCCUCUCGACUGA